Molecule: messenger RNA, 2328 nt
Organism: Corapipo altera (White-ruffed manakin)
Lineage: Eukaryota; Metazoa; Chordata; Aves; Passeriformes; Pipridae
Gene: RMP24
Product: chromosome unknown C18orf21 homolog
Exons: 5
Coding region: 16-627 (203 amino acids)
Source: RefSeq, a predicted model, not a curated record
ACAUCUAGCAAAUGAAUGGGGCCGAGGACACACAUCAAACGGUGGACGCUCCGCAGUUCCCGAGCUAAUGAACGUGGAUUAGAAAGGAUAUGUCCUUACUGCUUCCAGUUCCUGGUUCCUGACAGCUACCGAGUGCGUCUCAAACCAAAGAUGAAAGUGUCUCCACAGAUAGAGAAAGUUCUUAAGCGAGAGGCAAAGAACCAUAAACUUAACAUGAAACAGACAAAGCUUUUGAAAAAGUACAGGGAGUCAAGCAGCGUUCUGCUAGUUACUUGCAAAUCAUGCAACAAAACAACAAGACAUUAUGGUAAAAGCAGGGAUUUUCUGUCAACCAAGACACAGAAUUCUGGCACUCCAAGUAUUAAAUCUAGCCUCAAGACACCAGAUGUAAAAAUUCCAUCUUCAAAGAAAAUUACACCUGUAAGCUCCAGUAGUUCGGGAUCUAAAGGGAACGGUCCCUCAACACUUCCCAGAACAUGUCAAUCUGGACAGGCAACAACCAACUCUGCUUCCAAGACUCCCCGAAACUCCAAAUUUCACUUUUCUAAGCUAAAACGGAUGCUCAACCUAGAAGAAAAAGAGAGAAACCAGAAGGCAGAUUUCAAGACCUUCUUGACUUUACUUUAGUUCUGUAUUAUUUCAAAGUAAUAAAGAUUACAGCAAUAAAUAUCGUUCCAGUUCUAGUAAAUCAACAAAGCAGCGUGUCUAAAACUCAAGCCUGUACCCCGCGAAAGCAUAGAUCAUAUUUUUUUACAGGCAAGCUCGGUUUCAAAGAGUAGUGACUGCCUGCCAGAGGGAGAUGAGAACACAGCCACUCUAUUAUGCUUGGGAACCUUGAACGUGUUUUGCAGUUUCUGAUAGUCCAAGAAUUAAAAGCCAGGAUUUAUCCUUUGAGGAAGCCAGUGAUACCAGAUUGAUCAGUGGAUCCACCAGAACCAAGAGAUAGGUUGGCUGACCAGAAAGCAGUUUGGGAAUGGGGAGGUCACAGUUUGCUCCCCUUCACUGUCCCACUAUUAAGAUAAUUCAUCACAACAGAAUGUAAAAAAAUCUCACCCUUGCUUUGCAUGUUUGAGUAAAACAAAUACACACACACUGGCACCUUCUUCAGGUACAGUAUUUUCAAGGGUCUAAUGCAGUGUCCUGUAGUGUCACUGUAUUUUGAUAGCUGUGGCAAUUUAAGCGCAGCCUUUACAAAGGUAAAUUACUUUUUAAGACAGCACUCAUAUACAGAGAGAGAAAACUAUCACCAGAUUUAAGUUUCUUCAUUUUCAUAAGAAUGUUCUCCAUGAUUUGGACUGCAGAUGGUAUGUGUCCCAUGAUAACACAGAGCCUUGGGUGUACUAAUUGCACUCAGAUGUGGGAUGCUCUCAGUACCAACUGAGAACUCCACACUAGACUGGUACCAGCACCCUGAUUAGUUACUGAUAGAAGAGUGGCACAGUCAUAAAGAAGAGAGGAUACUUCUUUUCCAGUUGCUCUGGUGCUACCAAAAUGGGUCACUUUUGUCUCGUAAAAAUGGCCGAGUUCUGAGAACCUCUUUCUUAAGUAUCUUUCAGUUUUGUCAGGCUUCAGAGUUGCUUCCUUUCUGGACUUCAGUCUGGAAAACUAGUAUUGCCCUGGACAGUAGAGAAGUCGUUUUGAUGGGAAAAGGUGAUUGUCAAGAUUAAAGCAGUCUCCAGUGUUAGAUUUUCAAUUUAAGUUUGGUACAGAGAUGAGAGAGGACAGUAUAUAAAGUCACUGUUCAGGACUGAGGUCAUAGCCCGUCCUGCAUACAGUCUGCAGUGGUAAAUUCUUCAGAUUUCCCCUCUGAAAAAGAGAACGCAUAGUUAAAAACAUUUACAUACUUGAAUUUAAAUGUCUGUAUUUUCUUUUUUUUUUUUUUUUUUUUUGCUAGUCUAGUAAAUAGUUCCUUUUAAGUGUUUUCAGACUCAGUGAACAGUGCUUAACAAAACUGGACCAGCAAAUAAGUGGGCAGACUGGAAAGCAAUCCAGGGCAGGGGAGAAUAGUUUGUUGUAAAUUGCACAUACAGUCUCAAAGAUUGGCAUGUAACCUUUUUAUAUCUCCUGUACACUUGCACAAUAACUGAAAGGUUCACUGCCAUUUGUCUCUUAUGUAUGUGUAGGAUCAAAUUAACUGUCAUUCUUUGAUCAAAAUACAAACCUUGGAGUGAUGCCUUUUCCAGUGUAGAACUUGGCAUUACUUCACCUGUUGCUGUAUUUACGAUCCAGUCCUCUGGAAAAAUACUUCAAUCUUAUUGACGGAAAAUGUGCAUUAUACAAAAGUGUUUGAAAAAACAAGUUUUGCAAUAAAAUUUCCUGUUAAAAGUA